GCGAUACCCAAGUAAACUCAGUAUAUUUUCGCAACUGUUUCACGGUCUCCCUAGUCAAAACAACCCAUAAAUGAGGCGAUUAAAUAAUUUAGUGACUUUCUUCACAGCCAUAACUGCCUUUUUCUUUGGUAGUUUCCUCACAAAGAUACUCAGCUCCGUAGACCAAUGUCCGGCGCACCGAUACAGAAUUCCCCACCUGGAGCCGCACCCAAACCUCUUCCUUAUGGUGUUGGUGCUCAGCGCACCACACAAUGCAGAUGAGAGGAACGCGAUGCGGAGCACCUGGCUGGCAAAUGCGGGUCAAUCCCUCGCACAGCCCUAUUUUCCCGAGGAGUUCAUUUAUCUUCCGGCAUUCAACGCCAAUGGCCACUUGCAGGUGGAGCUGGUUGCGGAGCAGGCGAGCCGCCUAAGGCAGUACACGGAUUGGCAAAAAAGGCUGCUGGCGGAAGAUCCACCAAAGACAAAAAGAAUGAUUACCGUGAAGCACGUAUUUUCCAUUGGCACAUUAGAUUUAAGCAGCUCCGCGCUGGCAGAGCUGGAGAAGGAGCAGAAGCAACACAAUGAUCUCUUGCUGCUAAACCGGCACCAUGACACAUACAGGAAUCUUACGGCGAAGCUCAUGCAGUCCCUAGAUGUCUUGAGACGCCACUACGAUUUCUCAUAUGUGCUGAAAGUGGACGACGAUACCUACGUUAAGCUGGACAGUCUAGUCAAUACGCUAGUUUCCUACGAUCGAAAGUUACUUCGCAAGAGGUUGGAGUACAGGUACACCUUGUUGCCUCAGCUUUAUUGGGGCUACUUUAACGGACGAUCCACAAUUAAAACGAAAGGCCAGUGGAAGGAGUCUAGUUAUUACCUUAGCAAAAACUACCUGCCGUAUGCACUGGGCGGGGGAUACGUUUUGUCCCAAAACUUGUGUGACUACAUUGUCAAUAACUCCCAACUGCUGUCUGCUUAUGGGUCCGAGGAUGUCUCCGUUGGCACCUGGCUCGCCCCAUUGCGUCACGUCUAUCGGUGGCACGAUCCCAGAUUCGACACCUCCUACGCACCGCGCAAAUGUCGCUCCUAUCAUAUGGUGUUGCACAAACGCAGUGGGCAGAUGAUGAGGGACAUCCACGAUGGUGAACCAUGCAGUGGCACUGGUUCGAGCAUAUUGUCUGAUUACUAUUACGAUUGGACGAGAACAGCGGACAAAUGCUGCGACAGCUUAGUAGUGUAGCAAUGUCAUGGACUGGCAUACCCUCGCUCAACUGGCCACUCCUUCAUGGGUCUUCAUUUGCUUUACCACCAGCUACCACGAUUAAACUGGCUGUGCAGAGCUCCUAGCUGCGCUUUGCAUUUGCAGCAAGUAAUAAAAAGGAUUCAAGGUGUACACUUUA
This is a messenger RNA of Drosophila santomea, 1379 nucleotides long. RefSeq names its product beta-1,3-galactosyltransferase 6 (gene beta3GalTII). Gene Ontology annotation, biological process: glycosaminoglycan biosynthetic process. Bases 71 to 1219 code for a protein of 382 amino acids. Gene Ontology annotation, cellular component: membrane. NCBI's taxonomy places the organism in Eukaryota, Metazoa, Arthropoda, Insecta, Diptera, Drosophilidae. The transcript has a single exon. The record is from RefSeq and is a predicted model, not a curated record. Gene Ontology annotation, molecular function: UDP-galactosyltransferase activity.